AUGAAGUCAUUACUCAUCCUAGCAGUCUUUAUGCUCCUUGUCCAUUUGAUCUCAGGGAGCUGGUUUGUGAAAAAGUGUGCCAACACCAGAGGGAAUUGCAGGAAGAUAUGCAAAACUGGAGAAACGAAAAUCACCCCUCCUUCUUCAAGGUGUCCCCUAACCAAACUGUGUUGUGUCACCUCCGACCAGAUUGAACAUUCAUGUGACAGCCCCAACUCUAACGAGGCAAAGCUGAUCCAGCUACGACCACCAGCGCUUAAGCAAUCAGGCCUCGAUCUCUUGACCUCGUCGCUCUAG
This is a messenger RNA of Elephantulus edwardii (Cape elephant shrew), 297 nucleotides long. RefSeq names its product defensin, beta 126 (gene DEFB126). Gene Ontology annotation, cellular component: extracellular region. Gene Ontology annotation, biological process: innate immune response. The coding region runs from base 1 to 297 and encodes 98 amino acids. NCBI's taxonomy places the organism in Eukaryota, Metazoa, Chordata, Mammalia, Macroscelidea, Macroscelididae. The record is from RefSeq and is a predicted model, not a curated record. The transcript is spliced from 3 exons.